GCCCGGCGGGGCACGUCAUCCUGCUGGAGUACGUCAGGCGAGCUGCUGGUGAUCUUCGCCCCGAGUGGGCAGUCUCUGGUCUGCACGCUCACGCACGACGACGAGAGCUACGAGGAGGUCGUCCUCGGAGCCACUGGCGUGCGGAGGUGGCUGCCGUGCGAUGGCGGGCGCAUGAGAGCGCAUCCGGCCGCGGUCGCGGGGCUUGGCGUAUACGGCUCCCGCGGCGGGGCCACGUCAGCGAGGGUCGCCCAGGUGCUCGCCGCCGCGGCGGCUCGCAUGGAGGUGGUGCUGGCGCCCAACACGGUGGUGGUGCCCAACAGCAUCGGUGCCGCAGGCCCUCGAGGCGCCCCGCUGUCCCCGGCGGCGGCCGCGGGCUACCCCGUGGCGGCGGCGCCGACCGCGGCAGCGGCUCCGCCCCCAGGAGCGCUGGUGGCCGCGCCCCCCGCCCCGCUGGCGGCGCCAGGGGCGACGACUGCCGCGGGCGGCGGCUUGGGAGGGCUCGCUGCUGCCCUGGCCUUGCCAACCGCCGGCGAGGCUGGCCAUCGCUCGGCGCUGUGGUCACUGAAGUUCAGAGAGGCGCACGGGGACACCCACACCGGGCGCCACUCGAUGUGGCUCUCGGAGGCUCAGCUCGCGAGACACGAGCCCAGCGUCGGUGAGCACGAGAGGGCCCGCCGCACCCGCGCACGGAUGGUAGUGUACGACCAGCCUAACAUAGCGGACCCCGCCUCGGAUGAUAUGCUGGCGCGGGCAGUGCAGCCAGGAGUUCUGCAGCGAGGAGCUCGGCAUAACGCGUGCCGCAAGGAACAGAGCAAAACCAGAGAGGAUCGCGAGCUGGCCCGCACGUCCUGUGAGGACAAGAAGACGGGCUACGGCGACAUGUGCUCUGGCAAGGAUGACAAGUACCGACAGCGAGAUCUCUUCCCGCUGCCGUACCUGGCGGAGUCGGCCGAGGGCCCACUUUUCGGGCGCAGCCGCGGUGCACGACGACGCCGUGGCGCCGCCGAGCAUGGACAAGACUGGGCCAAUGACGCUAUCGAUGUCAUGAACGCUGCGUGUGCUCCUGGGGCCCAGCCGUCGACCGUCGGACUCUCGGAAGGUCAGCGGGCGUCGCUCGAGCACAUCCAGUCCGCCUUUGCCAGCCUGGAGUCUCUCCCCGAUGGCGAAGGUUUUGCUGGCGGAGCUCUUAGCGAGCUUCUCGCCGGCUCUCCGCGUUGCAGCUCAGGGGGGGCGCGGCGGCCCUGCUCGCGGGACUUGAUCUCGUGGCCGGACUUUGGCGAUGACCCUGUCCCCAUCACGGAUGUGGUUGCUGGCCCGGGCGCUCAGUGGCUUGGGGCUUGGAGCUCGAGCAUGCUGCGUGACCGAGGUGAGGCUGACGCCCUCUUGCAGCAAGUUUGCCCUCGCGGGCCGUACGUGGACCCGCACCUUUCCGUCUCGCCCGUCACCUAUGGCGAGUUCCUUGUGGAGAUGUCUGAGCGCAAGACGGUCUGCUUCCAGGCGGAGGAUCCCAGCAUCCAGCCAGUUGGAGUCUUCUGUGAGGCAAAGAAGAGCGGCCGUUUGAGACUGAUUUUUGAUGCACGCACAGCGAAUGCCUAUCUCGCCGACCCCCCCGCCACCGCGCUGCCGAGCGCAGCGGCCUUCGCCAACCUUGAGGCGCCUGUUGGCAGGGUCGUCGUCGCGGCCAGGGGCGUCGAUAAUGCGUCCUACCGGCUGCGGCUGCCCGACGGUCUCUGCAGGUAUUUCCGGCUGCCGCCCAUCGACCGCAUGCGCCUCGAGGCUCGGGGCGUGGCUGGGCUACCGUCGGCGACGCGCGCGCAGGGCGGGCUGCCUGGCGUGGCGAUCCAGCCCGCGGGCCAGGCGGCCGUUGCCGGGCACGUCGACAACUACCUGCCGGUCAGCUCGGACGAGGCCACGGCGGACCAGGCCCUCGCCAGCGUCACGGCGAUGCUGGAGGGCGUCGGGCUGCGGGUGCACACUUCCGAGCCGGCCGCUGACAGCUGCAGGUUCCUUGGCAUGGAGUUGCGGCGUGGACGCUGGCCGGCCAUUAAAGGGCGCUCGGUGUGGAAGCUCCGAUGCGCCAUCGAAGAGCUCUUGCGCCGCGGGCGCGCUUCGGGGCAUCUGGUUCGCAUCCUCGUCGGGCAUCUGACUUGGGCGCCCAUGGUCAGGCGCGAGGCGCUCGGGCUGCUCGACGCAACCUGCGCCUUCAUCGUCUCGACGGGCGCGGAGGUGCAGACGCUGUGGCCGGCGGUCCGCACGGAGCUUUGGCGGUCGCGGUGCCUGCUGCCGCUCCUGGUGCCCGACCUGACAGCUCC
Molecule: messenger RNA, 2312 nt
Organism: Prorocentrum cordatum
Lineage: Eukaryota; Dinophyceae; Prorocentrales; Prorocentraceae
Source: the annotation of a GenBank genome assembly